Messenger RNA from Talaromyces stipitatus ATCC 10500, 1032 nucleotides. Its product is annotated as short-chain dehydrogenase, putative. The transcript is spliced from 2 exons. NCBI's taxonomy places the organism in Eukaryota, Fungi, Ascomycota, Eurotiomycetes, Eurotiales, Trichocomaceae. The record is from RefSeq and is a predicted model, not a curated record. Bases 13 to 1032 code for a protein of 339 amino acids.
CCAAUAGUUCAUAUGCACCAAAACUACGCAAUAAUACGUAACGAGAAGUCGAACUCAUCCGUGUUGACUUUUAGCACAGCAGCCAUGGCGGUGAAUUCAACUCCCAGUCAAACGAAUGCAGCAGAUCUUAGCAAUUUUGUGUCUGUCCAACACUCGGAUGUCUACCCUGCUAUCGACCCCCGAAGCAAUAAACUGCUGCAGCCGUUUACAGCCGUCAUUCUAGGGGCUAGCGGGGCUGUCGGUUCUGGGCUUGUACGGUCUUACGCUCAAGCCGGAGCGACAGGUCUUGUCUUGGCAGCUCGUCGAUUAGAUGUAGUUGGGAGCGUUGCCUACGAGGCCAAAACCAUCAACCCAACACUGCAAACUCUGGUGCUUAAAUGUGACGUUUCAUUGGCAUCUGAUAUCGCGGCGGUCGCAGAUGCUACAAGAGCACAAUUCGGCGCCACUGUUGGUGCUGUUGUUGUCAAUGCCGGUUAUAGCGGACCGAUUGUUAGCGAUAUUGCACAAGAAAGAAUCGAGGACUUCCAGAAUGCGUUUAAUAUCAAUACCCUCAGCGCAGCUUAUGCGGCGCAGUCAUUUAUUCCAAUCUUGAACGAGUCUGCGGCAUCAACAUCUUUCAAGGGAGCUUUUAUUACCAUUAGUUCCAUGUCUGCACCGACAGUAAUUGGUCCGGUCGCACACGUUCAUUAUUGCGCAAGCAAAUUUGCACAAACUCGUGUCAUCGAAAUGCUUUAUGAGCAGCAACAGGUAGCCAACGGGGGAGAAGAUGGGAUUUUCUUCGCGUCAGUGCAUCCCGGCGGAAUCAAGAGCGAUUUUGCGAAGCAAGCGAGAGUGCCCCAAAGCAUGUUACCUUUUUUGACGGAAUCUCCGGACCUUGCAGGAGCAUUUAUUGUUUGGUUGACUCGCAAUCAGGAUCGUAUACGUGGAUUGAGUGGAAGGUUCUUGUCGGCGAAAUGGGACGUCGACGAAUUGUUGGCAAAGAUGGAUGAAAUCGUGGAUCGGGAUCUACUUCGGGCUCGUUUCGCAGUGUGA